AUGGCUUUAAAUGAUAUUGUUGAAAAAGAUUUACAAACCUUACCGACAAUUAAAGAAGUAAUUCAAUCAACACAAGGAUCUAAACAUUUUACUGUUUUAGAUCUUAAGGAUGCAUUUUACUCCAUUGAAUUAGUAGAGGAAGAUAAAUAUAAAAGUGCAUUUGAAGUAUUUGGAUAUGUUUAUGAAUGGAAUUCGAUGCCUAUGGGGUUUAAAAAUUCAAGUCAAAUAUUAACACGAGUUAUGACAAAGAUAUUAAGUGACGUAAAUAGAGAUAAUUUUAGCAUGUUUAUAAAUGAUUUAAUUAUUCAUGGAAAAACACAGGAGGAGCAUGAUAAUAUUUUACAUAAAAUAUGUGAAAUUUUAGAAAAAAACAAUAUGAGAAUAAAUUUAAAAAAGAUCCAGUAUAAUAGAAAUGAAGUUGAGAUACUUGGAGUGAUUGUGAAUGGUAAAGAAGUAAUACCAAAAGAAAUUAAAAACAAUGAAACAUUUCAGUAUACUCGACCAUCAUCAGUGUCAGAUUUAAGAAGAUUUAUUGGAGUUUGUAAUUGGUAUAGAGAAUUUAUCCCACAGUUUGCAACUAAAACUUUUAAGUUGACUAACGCUUUAAAGAAAGAUUAUAUGAGAAAAAAAUUUUUAUGGAAUGAUAAUUUAGAAAAAGAAUAUUUAAAUAUGAUAGAAGAGAUAAGAAAUUUGAAAAAUACAUACUUACCUGACUACACCAAAGAAUUUUAUUUGAGAACAGAUGCUUCAAGAACAGCACUUGGGGCAGUUUUAAUGCAGAAAUCAGAAAAUGACAAAUAUCAGCCAAUAUGCUGGGCUUCUAAAAAGCUUACAAUAGCACAAACAAAAUAUGUAAUUAGUGAAUUAGAAAUGCUUGCAUUAUGCUGGGGUAUAAGUAAGUUUGCAUAUGAAUUAAAAGGACGUAAAUUUAUUGUUGAAACUGAUCAUAAAACAUUACUUUCUAUUAGAGACAAACUAGAGUAUAACAACGAUAGAAUUAAUAGAUGGAUUGAAAAGAUUAACAAUUAUGAUUUUAAAGUAAAUUAUAUUUCUGGUAAAAAUAUGGGCAUUGCAGACUUUUUAAGUCGUCAACAUGAAGGAGAAAUUAUAAAAGAAAAGAAAGAGAAGAUUAAGGAACAUAAAGACUUCUGGUUAAAUGAUAAAAAUGAAGUUAAAACUAUACCACCUAUGGAAGAAAGAAAAUCAUUAAUAAAAAAGGUACAUGAAGAUAUGUGUCAUAGAUCACAUUUAACUAUUUAUAAAGAAAUGAUUAAGAAUUAUUACUGGCCCAAAAUGAUUGAUUUAAUUAAAAAACUAUGUAAUGAAUGUAUUAAAUGUCAAGAGAUAAAUAGAAAAAAUAGAAACCCUGUAGUUUUUAUAUCAACUAGAAAAAAAUUUGAAAAAUUUGGUAUAGACAUAAAAGAAUUUGAAAAAGGUGAUAAACUUAUGUUAGUAAGAAUAGAUUAUCAUACGAGAUAUGGAUUUGCAGAGAUAAUCAAAGAUAAAAAGGCAAAAACAAUAACAAGUAAACUUGAAUCAUGGUUUAAUGGCAUAUACCCAGAAGAAAUAAUAAUUGAUAAUGCAAGAGAAUUUAAAUCCUUUGAGUUAAAUGAAUUUUGUACAAAAAAUAAUAUUAACAUUCAUUAUACAAGUCUGGAAGCUCACAGAAGCAAUGGAAGAGUUGAAAGACUUAUUAGCACUUUAGUGAAUAUGAUUUUAAAAAGUAAUGAGGCAUUUUGGAAUGGUAAAGUUAAACAAGCAAUUAAUGCAUACAAUAACUGUUUUCAUAGAGUAAUUCAAUGCACACCUAAUGAAGCAUAUGAAAAUCCUUGUAAAAUUAAAUGUAAUGGUAUUAAUGAAUAUGCUGAUGAAAUUCAUUGUUAA
Messenger RNA from Hepatospora eriocheir, 1884 nucleotides. Lineage: Eukaryota; Fungi; Microsporidia; Hepatosporidae. The record is from the annotation of a GenBank genome assembly.